Hirundo rustica (Barn swallow) is the source of this 4922-nucleotide messenger RNA. It is a transcript of the gene HUS1, whose product is annotated as HUS1 checkpoint clamp component. Bases 202 to 1056 code for a protein of 284 amino acids. The transcript is spliced from 8 exons. Gene Ontology annotation, biological process: meiotic DNA integrity checkpoint signaling; mitotic DNA replication checkpoint signaling; double-strand break repair via homologous recombination. Gene Ontology annotation, cellular component: checkpoint clamp complex; site of double-strand break; nucleolus. The record is from RefSeq and is a predicted model, not a curated record. Lineage: Eukaryota; Metazoa; Chordata; Aves; Passeriformes; Hirundinidae.
AGCUUUUCAGCUCGGAUUGCGACCUCUAGCGCAGCGGAAGGAAGUCUGGCCCGCCUGUGCCAGACCCUGUCCAAUUCCGCCGCACAUCCGGUGAGCGGCUACAAUGGCUGCUGCCCGCGCAGAACUCUUCCGUGUGAGGCCUCUCUCUCCCUGACCGCCUACUGUAGCAGCGGACGAGGGGGCGGGGGGGGCUGUGCCGCCAUGCGAUUUCGGGCUAAGAUCGUGGAUCUCGCUUGCCUCAACCACUUCAGCCGUAUAAUUAACACAAUCGCCAAGUUAGCCAAGACCUGUAUCCUGCGCCUUACUGUCUGCAAGCUGUAUUUCAUCCUCUCCGAUAAAGUAGCAAAUGGAGGCGCCAGUAUGUGGUGUGAGCUGAACCAGGGGAAUUUCUUCGAUGAAUUUCAGAUGGAAGGAGUAGCUGCAGAGCACAAUGAAAUCUAUUUAGAGCUGGUGCCUGAAAACCUGUCGAGAGCAUUAAAAACUUCCCAGAGUGCUAAGGCAGUGAAGAUCAAGUUGACUAAUAAACACUGCCCUUGUCUCAGAGUUGCUGUGGAGCUACCAUCCUUGUCAAGCAGCAGUAGGAUUGUGACACAUGACAUUCCUGUGGGAGUUAUUCCCAGAAGAAUGUGGAACGACUUCAGAGAGCCCAGUGUGCCGGACUUUGAUGUCAGUAUUUACCUUCCAGUGCUUAAAACAAUGAAGAGUGUUGUGGAAAGAAUGAAGAAUCUCAGCAAUUUUAUUGUAAUUGAAGCAAACUUGAGUGGUGAAAUGAACUUGAAAAUAGAAACUGACUUAGUAUCUGUGACAACACAUUUUAAAGACUUGGGAAAUCCUCCCUGGGCAUCAGAGGAUGGAUGUCAAAGCUCUACUCAAGGCAGAGAUCUGGAAAGUAUGGCUGAAGCAUGCAUAGACAUCAAGAAGCUGCAGCAGCUGCUUGCUGGACAGCAGGUCAAUCCUACAAAAGCACUGUGCAAUAUUGUACGUAAAAGAAUUGUCCACUUCAUCUUGCUCCAUGAGGAGGUUUCACUUCAGUAUUUUAUUCCAGCAAUUGCCUGAGUCUUUUGGAAUCUUGGUCGUUUUCCAACCUGAGGCCUCUUUCAUGAAGUCUAAAAUCUUUAAUGAGCUGCUGGAAUAUUUGACAUGAGACACUGUUAGACAUAGCCAUCAGAUGGACAUUAUUUCAAUAUUUAUGAAAGUAUUCAAAAUACCUCCUCAUCCAGACAGCAAUUUUUGUGAAGAGUUAUAGGCUGUGAAAGACAAUGCUGGGGAGUGUUGGUAUAUCUUAGUCUUAGGAGGAGCAAAACUGAAAUUUGCCUUACCGCCACCUCAAAGCAUCCCAAAAGCACACUCAGUUAAAUACUUAAGUCUCCUCAAAAAACUAAAGAUAGAAUUCACCUCUAGAGUUGCUGCUGUGUGUAUUCAGUAUUGAGCAAUGCAAUCUGAGUUGAAGGAUCUCUGAGCAAGCUAUAAUACUUCUAUGAAACAGAAGAGCCUUCUGGAGGGUUGCCAGAUUGGUAUUUGCCUAGACAAGUAUGCACAGCCCUCCUGAAGUGGUAUGGAACUGAAUUCUGUUCCAGUAGAAAUCUUUUGAUUAGACUUGCUGCAACCUAUCUCCAGUAGCUCUCUUUGUGCUUACUCUUUGUUUAACUCUUGGUCUGAGAGGAUGAGCAAAUCAAUCUAGAUUAGUUUGUUAAUGUGGACAGUGAAAAUCCCUACGUACAGAAUGAAUAUCAUAUGAGGAUAUGCGUGAACACAGCAAUUGGUGUGAAAUAAAGAACAAGUUAUCUGUGGUUCACAUUCUUUCCCUUUCCAGACAGAAAACAUUGUACAACCUGGGACAUCAUGGUGUCAGACAUGGUGAGAUUGCAUCUAGGCUUUCAUGCCAAGCAGCCAAGAGCAUGACUAAAUUUCUCUCAUGGGAGUACUGCCCCUGCUUCUACCUCCUGAUUAUUUUCUGAGGUCUUUUCCUCCUUAUUCCAUGUGUGAUUUGUUAUCCUGGCAUGUUCCAUAUAGCUUCUGUUUUAGUGAUUGAGUCUAUGCUGCCAAAUGAGUCUGAGAGUUUCUUCUAGAAGGUAACUUGUCAUGGUCAGAAGUGCUGGGUUUUUGAUUGUUGUUUUUUCAAGGGGCAUUGAUGUUAAGGGAGCAGUGAGUGAAUCUUUUGUUCAUGGAGGUGCAAAUGCUCAAGAGAAGGCUGAAGGAGAGGCAGUGAGAAGACAGAAUAGACUUGCAGUGAUGAGUGUGUUGACUGUUUAUAGGCCUUUCUGCCUACUCCCUCUUUGUUCCUCCCUGCUCUCCCUUGCCCUACACAUUGCCUCAUCAGUUGUCACCAGAUAUUUUCACCUACUGCCUGGAACAUGCUGAGGUUUGCAUCUUUACCAUUUGCAAAGUCCCAAUUUUGCCUAUGUUGUGAGUUGACCUUAGUAAGCAGCCAGUCACUGGAGGGAUGGGGGAGAGAAUUGGAAGGGUAAAAGUGAAAAAAUUCAUGGGUUGAGAUAAGGACGGCUUAAUAGGCAAAGCAAAAUAUAGAAUUCAUUCGCUACUUCCCAUCAUUCCCAGGAAAGCAGGGCUCCAUUGUGCUUAAGACUUGGUAACAGAGACUGCAUAACUCCAAAUGCCCUUUUCUUCUUUCUUCUUUUCCCUGAGAUGAACAUGAUAUUUUAUGAUACGGAUAUCCCUCUGGUCAGUUGGGGUCAGCUGUCCCAGCUGUGUCCCUAUCAAUUUCUUGUGCAGUCCCAGCAUAUUUGCUAGUGGGGCAGUGUGAGAGUAAUGCCUUGGCGCUGUGUAAGUGCUGCUCAGCAAUAACAAAACCAUUACUGUGUUAUCAACACUGUUUUGGUCAUAAAUCCAGAACAUAGCACCAUAUGAGCUACUAUGGAGAAAACUAAUUCUAUCACAGUCAGAACCAACAUAGCCUGCUGUUUCUUUAUAGCCCAACAAUUAGUGCAAACAGAUUUUUUUUUUUUUUAACUGUCUUUGUUAAUGCUAAUCAUUCAGGGUUAUAUCUGUGUUUGCCUCCUUAGUUUUAUUUUUAUCAUCCAGUAUAGGAUGUGAUCCAUCAGAUAACGAUGGAAUAAAUAUUCCAACACUCAUACAGAUGCCUCCUAAAAUAUUUGCAUCACUUUUUUGUCCCUUGGUGUCCCUUCAUGUUUUUGGUUUCUUCCUCUUAACCCUUUUUUGUCAUGGUAUGGAAACUUAUAACUUUCUCUUGUUUUGCUUGCUUUUUGGUUACAUACUACAUUACUGAUCCUUACAUUUAUGCUGUAUUGGAAAAAACCUUUGCAUAUAGUCUGAUUUUCUUAAUGUCUCAGCAAUUAAAAAAGAAUGACAAUUUGAUUAGAAAAAUAAAACAAGAGAGGAUGAUAAAGAGCUGUGGAGAAAUGUAUUACUCUGCAUUCCUAAGAAAAAGCUGGGAACAAGUAAUGGACUGCAGUUAACCCUUGUGAGAGGGUGCGGUUAUUUUUCAUAAAUCACGAUUCUCAAAUGGGCAAGUUGCCAGUGACUAAAUGUAAGCCUGAAAUUAUGUCAACACUGUAUGCAAUGGAAAAAAUACUGUUUUCAGAGCAAGCAUCAUGAUUGACCCAGUUCAAAUCAUUCAGGCAUAGACUGAGGUAUGUUGCACACAGAUUAUGUGGCUAAAUAGCUUAUGUGAUCUGGAUUUAAAUACCUCUGCUUCAGUUCUUCAUAUGUAAAACAGGAACCUUUCAUGCAUUUUAUGGCUGUUUGCAAUAUGUGGUGGAUAAAUGCAUGAAGGGUUUCCAAUGAGCUUGGCUUGUCUGAUAGAAGCUUAAAUUUAAAAUCCAGCCUUCUUAUUAAUGCAGGGACAUGUUUAUGUCAAGGGAACAGACUACCUUAGUAUGUGUGGGCUAGUACCAUAAGUGUUUGUCUCUUUGUUUGGACUGGUAAGAUGCAUGUGUUCAACUGUUAGUUUUGUAAUAAUUAAUCUUCCACAUUGUGAUGUACUAUUCAUGACAAUCUGAAGCACAAUUUAUUGCAGUUCACUAAAGGAAUACUGGACCUCCCCACUUUUCAUACCAGAUCAUUGGCUAAUUAGUUGGCUUUUCUUAACACUUAACAGAUUUAUAUUUUAUGAACUUUAAUGGUUUACUGUCAUGUCAUAGCUAUCAAAAGAGAUUCAAAUAUGCAGAGUUGAUUGCAAGCAAAACAAUUUAGUGUCAUGUCUUUGGGUGGUUCCAGAACAAAUUUGGGAAAAUACAAAAAAGGAAUGGGCUAAGAGAUUUGCUUGGAAAUUAAGAAUGAAAAAGAAAAACACUCAAAUAAAAAAUUAACCAAAGGACAAAAAACAAACAAACAAACAAAUGAAGCUGUCGUGUUCAUAUCUUGGGGUUUUUGCCUUCACCAAUGCAACCUUACCUGUCAAUCAACCAGAGACCAAAGUUUGCGGAUCAAUAAUAUUGUAGAGUUCCUUAAUUAGAUGACAGUUUAAGGGAAAUAUGCAGUUCAAUCAAAUGCUAUACUUACGCUUUUUUGUUUGCUUUCUUUUAGUAAUGUGCUUGCUAGUCAAAGCAGUCUUCAUGGUUAAAACAGGAGGGGGAGAUGUUGGAAUCCUAGAAACUUAGAAUUUGGCAUUUUGAUGUAUGGUGGUACAUGUGAGUCAAGAUGGAGGAUUUUGGGUGUUGUCUAAGUCCUUCUUCACCACCUUCUUCCUUCUUCUUCAUGGGUUUGGGUGGUUUUCUGUAACUGGGUGAAAAAGGUCCACAUUGCAGGCCUUGGAUGGUCAUUAUUGGGUCAAAAGUAUAAAUAAUAUAGGUGUCAUCUCGUUAUUGGGGGGUUAUCGCUUAAAUAACCUUGGAAAGAGUUAGAAGCGCUCCAUUUUACCUUCAUUUUCUAAGCGCUCACUGGGUGUGAGCCUGUAAAUACUGUAUAUAGAUAAGAUAUAAUAAACAUUCCAAGUCUGAACUCAA